ACUAUGGUAGCGCGCUGUCAGUUUGUUUCAGUUCACGCAACUGGCUCAAGCUUUAUAGCCAUGAUCACAUACAUGCAGUUGGCCAUGCAAUGUCAAAGCAUCAUCACAGCAUGUGAGGAGCAUUCCAACAUUCGCAAAUUUUACAAUGAUGAGGUUGCCAAGUUGAGAAGUGCGCCAUCAGAACGUACUUUCCAUCGCUGGUAUGAACAUGGCUGUAAAUUCAUCUUGCUAGCUGCAGGCAGGUCAUUCUACUUGCUUGUUAUCAUCGCAGGUCUGGAAAUACAGUGGAAAGUUGCAUCAAUGCAGUUUAGUGUCCUUCGGCAAGUUGGUAGUAUGUUGAGGCAGCCAGGGAUUGGCGAUAAGGCCGACUUAAUCACUCAACGUAUCAUACCUACCAUCGCCUGGAUCAGAUCCCAAAUGCCUAUUUCCCUGCAAAGAAUUUUUCCAUCUUCAUUUCUAACAUGCAUUGGAGCUGGGGACACCCUGGACUGCACAGACCUGGUGCUCACUGAUGGAGUCUUCGAUAUCUUCAGACAAGAGAAUUUUACUCUCCCAGCCAGGGAUAUGGGAGCCUGGGCCAUUUGCAAAUCAGAUGUUGCUGAACAGACACUUGUCAUUAGUGGUAAGGGCAUAACUAGCCACUUACAUUCUUUGAUGUGUUGCCCUAGUGGGGUGAAACACUUCUGUGUUACAGUCAUCCAAACAUCUUUUGACCGCUCACAUUGUAACAAUGUGCGAUCCCCUGCUAAGAACGACAGGAAGGAGAAUGCGAUAUGGACGGAAAGCGAGCGCAUGAAAGCAGCGGCAGGGGAAGUUGUUAGCGAUCUUGAUGAUCUAGGCAAUAAGAUGGGCAAACUCUAUCCAGAGGGCUACAGAAGCCACAGGGGAUAUGUACGCAUACCAAUGCACAUUCUGAAAGGCGGUAUGCUUGAUUUACGCAAUUCAGAUGGCAGUCUCAUGGCUUUCAUCUGUCCCUCUCUACCAGAGACCAUUUGCCUUGGCCUCACCAGUAGCUUGCUCGCCUGCUUUGAAAGCAAGAACAAGACUCUUCUUCGUCCCUUCCAGUGCCUGCAUUUCUCGCUCUGGAAUCGCUACUCAACUGUGGGAGACAAUGCACCCACUCAUAUUCAUCCUUAUGAUAUGGUUAGGGCGGAUGUAAGUCGCACUAAUCAUAUGCAGUGUUUGCCCUAUCCUUCAAGAGACAUCUUGGAGCACCAGGAACUGUAUAACAACAUCCUGACUACAUUUGGCGAACUCUUUGAGUGGAUUGAAAUGGUGAUGAAGGAGUUUUUGCCAGAGGAGUACGAAGUUCUGGUAGAACUUGGCCAGAAUCUUCCUGGUGGAGAACGCUCACUGGUGGCUCCUUUCCUCUCCCUUGUCCUCAAUCUCAAUGUGACCACAGAGGGUCAUUGA
Messenger RNA from Suillus discolor, 1413 nucleotides. RefSeq lists its product as uncharacterized. Lineage: Eukaryota; Fungi; Basidiomycota; Agaricomycetes; Boletales; Suillaceae. The annotation marks the transcript as partial. The record is from RefSeq and is a predicted model, not a curated record. The transcript is spliced from 9 exons.